AUGGAACCGCGGCGGUCUCGCGAGUUGGAGGGGGCCGCCAAGUCCACUCCGACUUACAAUAUCGGAACCGCAACGCCGCCGAGCUUCACGGCAUCGGCAGCAAGGUAUCAAACCGAGCUGGAACAACUCGCGUCCUUUGGCUGUGGGGAGCUCCCCCCGACCGAGUUGGCAGAGACGGCGCCGCCGUCAUUUUAUUCCCCUACCGUCAACGAGAAGCGACUGCAGUGGCGGCUGCAGCUGCUUGAGGAAAUUGCACGCACAAAACCAGUGCCAUCGACGACCAACCUGCCGCGACGCCACCCCACCACCCGCAAAAACGCGCCAGAGAGUCCAUUGACCAAACUACGAGACAAGAGGGGAGUGUUGCAAUCUCGAUUACAAGCACAAGUGAUGGCAAAUGCGACUACGCAGGGCUCUCUGAACAUACAAAUGGGAACGACAGUAGCUGAACCUGUUAUACGCAACAUGCAUGCUCCUGGCCAGGCCAUGGCCUACACAGACGAGAUCGAAGCUCACAGGAUCGCAACCCAUGAUCUCCACGAAACUCUAUCGUUGCCAUUGAAAACGUUCGACCAACAGGCUGUGCUUGCUGGACCGCCCGACAUCGAUAUGUCGCCGCAACGACUCGACGACGACGAGCUGGUGAACGAGCAAUUUUCCGUCAAAGCAGUUGCGUACAAGCAAUUGCUGGAAAUGUCUUUGAUUCAGUGGCGCACCCAACCGCCAGCCUGCGACACUGGCGCAACAAAAUGGGCAGCCACCGGGUCUCGACGCUACCACAACGCGCGGAUCCAUGCCACCAACCACAAUGCACCCCGAUCGCCAUUGCAAGUCACGUUCGCUUCAAGUCUUGAGGACAAUUCGCGGGGUGAUUUGGAACGUCAGUUCCGCCAUUCCACGACAGCAUCAAGACACCUAGCUUCUUCAACAGCAUGUUUUACCAAGCAAAGUUCUGGAACAGAGACGCAGCAACUCCAGCGCCUCACGCCUUGGCACUACGGCAUCGAGCGAAGCCCACAGGCGAGCUCAGAAGUGUUCAAGGAAGCCUUCACGCAAACCUCCCCAACAUGCAACGCGCCACAAACCCUUCCCCCCAUGAGCGCCAUCAAAAACAAAGUUUUACCGGGCGACCUCCACGAGAGAUUUUCUGUCGACGGGGUGACCGUCCCCAAUGCUGUCUUGGUCCACCCUGCCGAGGUGCAAGAUCGCGAUGCCACCUGCACACAACAGACAGGUACGGCUAGCUCCAGCGCUGCGACCACCCAGCUGCAAGUCACAGAUGUCUCUUUUGACGGCCACAGCGAGCUCGCUCGAUGUAUCGAACGCGAUGAAGUUCCAAGCACGAGCAGCCCCUCGGAUAUCAUUCCAUGGACCCAAACCGGCGAAACGACACCGAUGCGAGCUCACCCACAAAACUUGACAGCGCCUUGGACUUUGCUGGAAACAGUGCAAUAUGGCUUCAAAGUCUUCGACGGUGCUGCAAGUCAAACCAACGACUUGAUUCGCCUGGAUUCGGAUGCAUCAGCCGGUCGGAACAUGCACUUCCUUCGAGACGGCGCUGCCACAGUGAUGAACCUUCCGCUCGACAACACCUCGAUGGUCAUGGUGGAGACGGCGUCAUUCAGCAAGCUCGACAGCGCAACAGAAGAGAGCUUCGUCCAGCAGCAUGUUGACGGAACGACCUCGACGACAGGACAUGGAGCAUUCCAGUGUUUGAAAGGAAUUUUUUCAUGCAAAGCAGUGCCGUUCCGCGACAAAGUUUGCUUGGCCAAAGGAUCGCCGUCCGUUGCGCCGUGCGGCCGCCCAAGAGAGUUUCGACAACAGAGGAAUUUCGUGCCGCCGACCAGUGCCGCCCGACAACGCCGCAGGAUGAGCGAAGAGGGGAAUGCGACGUCCUCUGCAGCUGCAACGCAGCCACUGGGACCCAGUACCAAGACAAAAAUGAAGCUCCGAUCCCAGUCCACGCGGGAGCUCGUACAGUCUGCGCGGGGCGUGCGUCGCAACACGUCAUUUUCCACCUCGGGCGGCAAUCUCUGGUCGCACAGCAGCCACGGCAUGCGAGGGUCAUCUUCGACGAACAAUCUUGUGGGAAUGACAAAGUCCGCCCCAGGGAAGAAAAAGGUUCGGGGAAAUAGCAUGUUUGCCGCCGACAGCCUCAGCAUGACCGCCUCGACGACGUCGUCGCGGCGGUACGGUGGGAGUUCGCGGCAUAUGAGCUUAGCCCAUACGGCCACGUCGUCGCUGGACUCGUUGAUUGAGAAGAGAAGAAUGGUUGCCCCCAUGGUAACGCGCACAGGGUACACAUGUGCCACAUGCGGCUCAAGUCUAGUCGUUCAACAUCCGGGCAACGACCAUACCGCAAUGGCCGGGCUGUUUCAUUUGGACGUGGUGCGAAAUCCCAUCGAGGUGCCCACGAAAGGCAAAGACGACGGUAGCGUUGCAAACACCGUGAACCAGAUCUGCGUCCGAGAACAUGUAUGGGAGAAUCAAUAUUUCAGCGUGACCGAGUCGAAGUGGGGCCGCGAGUUUGUCGAUCUUGUUGGGAUGGCGCCAUAUUCCAGCAUGGAAUUGGAGCCGCUGCGUUCGUUGCCCGAUCCAUGGACAAUUGGACACACGAGUGCGUGGAUUGACGAGUGGGCCCCAGUGGCCGCUGUGGACGACCCCAACGACGGCUGGAAAUACGCAGUGUCGUUCAAUUCGUUCCUGAACGAUGUCGACAUCGACGUGGUGCCGGAGGUCGAGGAAAACGUCAAGCGUGCGCGGCGGCGGCAGCUCGUGCGCCAUCGUACGAUCGAGGACACGGAAAAGGGGUGGAUGGGGGAGCUCAAGAAUCGAAGCUUGGCGCAUUCGAUGGCCAAGACGCCGCUCUGCCAUCCGUGUGGGCUCAAGCUCCAGCAAGUGCUGCAAGCAGAUUUGGACAAGCUGAAGGACGAAGCGCGCCAGUACGAUUUGUACCUGGCAAGUCUUGGCGCGCUCUCGACCCCGCACGACCGACCGACUCGAAGCGCCAACUCGAACCCGUCGGCAGCAUCCACUGCCCUCGUUGUCCCCAACCACAGCAAAAGCUACCACCACCACCACGGGCAGAGUCCGUACUCGCACCACCACCACCCAAAGUCAUGGCAGCGCAGCACCCCCGAGGAUGCCAUCACAACGUACGGCCGACAUUCGCAUUCCCGCCGGCUGCACGAUACCGCCACCACGGGUACAAUUGACCUCGACGAGCUAUCGCUGGACGAGCUCCAGCGCGAGGAGGCGACGCUGCAAGCGCUAGUCCACGAAUUGGAUGCUGCGUGUGCCACCACGACUCGCAAUCGAGACCUGGUGUGGCAAUGCGCGAUGGAGCUGCAGGGCGUGAUCCAGACCACGUUUGCCGAAGCGGCGCUCAUCCAUCUCUCCCACGAGUUCACCCACGAAGAGCGCGCAAGCGUCGGUGUCUUCGGUGUGCACGUGUCCGACAUGCUGCGGUGCUUGCAGCGCUACAACGUGUUCAACGACGCGUUCCACAUUUGGCACGACGGGUCGUUCGGGACGAUUAACGGGCUGCGACUGGGGCGGCUCCCGAGUCGGCCGGUCGAGUGGACCGAGAUCAACGCAGCGCUCGGGCAGACGACGCUGCUCUUAACGACCGUGGCGCAGCGGGCGGGCAUGGAAUUCUCGAAAAUCGUGCCGAUCGCGCGCGGCAGCUACUCGAAAAUUGUCGUCGUCCUGGGCAAAGACAAAAAGAAAGAGUACCCGCUGUACAGCGACGGCGGGUUCCUCCAGCGGCAAAAGUUCAACACAGCACUCAAGUGCUUGCUCGAGUGUGUCGAGGAAGCGGGCGGGCAGGCCGCCGCGGAAGAGCCGUCCCUCCGGUUCCCGUACAAGAUCACGCGCGGCAAGAUCGGCGACCUCAGCAUUGAAGUCGGCGGGAACGACGAGCAGUGGACCCGCGCGCUCAAAUAUUUACUGACGCAUCUCAAGUGGCUCCUCGCGUGGGUCGCCAAGCGAUAUCCUUAGACGUGGUCGACUGGUCAUGGGCUGGCGCUCGGUCGAAGGGCGCGCAGAGAUAGCGACCUCAUUUAACAGCCCGACAAUCGAACUUCCGACACUCGACGUCGACGCUACUUUG
Aphanomyces invadans is the source of this 4111-nucleotide messenger RNA. RefSeq lists its product as hypothetical. The record is from RefSeq and is a predicted model, not a curated record. Lineage: Eukaryota; Oomycota; Saprolegniomycetes; Saprolegniales; Verrucalvaceae. The transcript is spliced from 10 exons. Gene Ontology annotation, cellular component: phosphatidylinositol 3-kinase complex, class III, type II; phosphatidylinositol 3-kinase complex, class III, type I; phagophore assembly site. Gene Ontology annotation, biological process: late endosome to vacuole transport; cellular response to nitrogen starvation; autophagosome assembly. The coding region runs from base 1 to 3999 and encodes 1332 amino acids.